AUGGGGGCGGAGGAGAAGGAAGAGGAGCCGUUGCAGAUAGAGACGCUCCUGGAAAAGGCCAAGUUCUAUACGUCCUUGUGCCUCGGUACGACCGCGAUACUCUCGGUGUUUGCUUUCCUCUUCCUCAUCCCCUUCGUCGUGGACCCCGCCAUCUCGACGAUCCUUGCAGACUACGAAGGGACCCCCGUCACAUGCGUGGCCGUGGAGCACGUGUACGCCGAGGGUCUCAGCAACUGCUCCUGGACGUCGUGCAAAGAAGGCUGCACCUCCUCGGCGCUGCGGUGUCACCAGAUACUGGUCAACUACAGCAGAGUCACCUUCGAGGAGUUCUCUAAGGGCAACAUGGACAUAAACUCGCUGGAGUGGGACGUAGGGGAGACGAGAUUCUUCAUCAACACAGAAGGCUGUGGGUAUCCUCCCAGAGUGAACUGUUCGGAGUUCGCUAAGAAGUACGGCUACCAGCACCUCGGUACCCCCUUCCCCUGCUUCUACAGUAGGACUUACCCCGACAUGGUAGUGGCGAGGUAUUCCUGGGACGACAACCUGAGACACUUAGUGUUGUCCCUGGUCAUCCCCAACGUCCUGUUCGGCGUCUCCAUCGGGGUGCUGAGCUACUGGUACUGCCCGGGCUGUAACCGUACCGGGUGCGGGGUCGAGAACACUUCCUACGUCGACAAGUUCAACUCCAAAGACGAUGACGAGGAAGAACUGGACGAAUACGAGGAGGAGGAAGAGGAGUACUGAUCCAGUCUGCACCGGCUUCCCAUCCUCCCAUCGGUCCAAUCCUAGGCCGAGGAAGCCGUGGCUCUUCCGCAGUGUCAAAUAUGCAUACCUCGCGAUUGUGUCAUAACUCCGAAUUUCGAUGUUAUAGGAAUUGUCUCAUAGUACAGAAUGAUGUGUUAAAUUUCGGUGUUAUAACACCAUUCGGUGCUAUAAGACAAUUCCUAUGACACCGAAAUUUGAGAAUUAACAUCAAAAUCUUCAAUUAAGUGACUAUUGGAAUUUUUCGUCAGUAUUUAUACCCGUUUAAUUUGAAUUGCUCAUGAACUACUUUUGCUCAAUCCAAGCAAUAUUAUUUUGGUUUAACCACAUACAUACUAAUUCAAAAGGUACUAUAAGUGUUUCUUACAAGACAUCAGUCACCGAAACAUUCCGUUAUUUCCCUAAUUCUUUAACUAUUUUAGCAUGUAUAACAGUUAUCAACUCACUUAAGCACCAAACCUAUUUCUCAAUCACUUUAUUCACUAUUCCGACACAAACUAUUGCCCUAGUCUCUAAAAUAGUGACAUUUUAAGUACAAUACAUGUGUAAAUUAUUUAUUGUAUAUACACUGUUUAUUAUCGAAGGAAUUGCAACUGUUCUGUGCAUACACCGAUAGCUAGAUUCUAAUGUCUUCCGACAUUUUAGUUCACACAUUUCUUCCAUCUUUACCAUUCUAUAUUUAAUUUGAUCGGUGUCAGAACCCAACAUAUUUGUGUUCUUAAGAUAUUUUCAUCAGAUCACAUUCACUGCCACGAGUAUUUUUAUUUUUGUUGUUGGACUUGAUCUGAAACUGACGUUGAUACAGAAAAUCUAAUAAUCUCAAAUGUAUCUUUUGUUUUCCUGAUAAUUUUCUUCUAUGCUAUCUUUCUUAUUUUUUUAUCGAUCACUUAAUUGAUUCUAAAUUGCGGCAAAAUAUUACUUUGAUGUUUCCAAUCAACAUUCAUUUUUCUCUAAUACAGUCUUCCGCUGGAACUGAUGGUUUUUGGUCGCUUGGAAGAAAUGAACUGAAAUGCUAUAAAAUUUGAAUAGUUACGAUUUCACAUUUUAAGAUCGAGUUAUCUCAUCCAAUCAACCACUAGGUAUGCGUAUAAAUCAAUUAAUGAUUGGGUACAUGAUUGUAUGCUAAGUUACUAAACAUAAGUUGGUGUUUCGACUUUUAUAUUGAAACGUUUGCUGUUUGAUAAAUAAAUGUGAAUUUGUACUCUGUGGAUUUUGGAUUGUGUUUCGUGUACUGAGGAAGUAGUAUUAUUAGCAUAUAUAUGCAUUAAGUUGCUAUCGUUGGGAUGUCUAGGAUUAUAUUGAAAGAACUGAGGUAAAGCUAAUUUCCUGUCGGUUUACCAUAUAAUUUAAUUAACCGUGAUAUUCAAUUAAACCCAAAUUCCCGCUUUUAAGAAAGAAACUUAAUUCACAGGUUAAAUUAGUUACACGUUUUAUAUUAAUUUUCUUUUAAGUGUUUUUAAGUAUAAAACUUUUUUUAUUUAAAUAUAUUUAACUUAACACAUUUAGGCAACAACCCAUAGGUAACUUGAAAUGCAGUAAGAAGUUUUUGAGUUUUCAUAAAACAGCUAGUAUAUAAUAUUAAGUACUAAGUUUUGAAUUCGUUUAAAUAUUCUGUCUUAUUAACCGCACAUAAGGAUGGUUGUGAUGAAUUGCUCAACGGUAAAACAUAAUCAAGGCAUGUGAAUGCACUCUACACAUAUUGUUUAAAAAGACCAUCAAUUAAUUAAACAGAAAAGUCAAAUUAAACAUUGAAUUACAUUCUGCCUCUUAAUCUUUCUUCCCUUUCCUUCCUUGACCAUAUUGUUUUAAUAAAUUUUAAAUUAUUUAACUACACAAAGAAUGUUGUACAUAUUAUUUACAAGGAAUUAUGAUUUCCACAAUUUACUGACUCAAUUUGCUUCCGAUGCCUUAAGGAUUCGUGUUAAUAUUGUGUAAACAUUUCUGUAUAUAAUGUAUAUUUCGUCAGUGUUAAUGAAUGGGUGUAAGUAAUUUGUUAUUGUUUUUCGAUUUAAAUGUGAAAGUAUAUGACAUAACGGUUAUUUUGAAAAUAGCCAAUCGCCCAAAGUUUACAUAAAUUGUUACCAUAUCAUCUUGUUCAUAUUCAUGGAAAGGUAUGUUUGGAUUUAUUGUUGUUUAAUUUAAAUCUGUAGAGCUUGUUAACAAAACCCAAUGCGUUGGGAUGAUCUUCAAUCUAUAGAAAAAGAUUUAUAAUAAAAACAAUUAACAACUUAAUAAUAUCAAUAAUUUAUUUGAAUAUGUUAAGGUAAAUAAUUCGAACUACAUAAAUUAGAAACCACGUCAUGUGAUUUGAAAAAUAAUCACUAUGGUGUCAAAAAUUUCCUGUGAUGAUGUAAUAAGCAUUAAUUUACAUAUUGAGUUUUUUACUUUGCUACAUUGCAGCUUAAGAAAACCAUGCAAGUUAUUUAAAUUCUUUGAUAGUUAUUUUAGAUGAUUAUAACAUGUUUUAUAUUAUAUUACCUUUUAUCAGAACAACAGGGUUUCAAUCAUAAUACCGAAUAGAAAGUUUACAACGGAUUGUCGAAGUUACUUACGUAAUACCUAAUAAUAAUAUUAUCGUUACUGUAUUUAUAUUAUAGGUACUUUCAAGUACCAAAGACGACUACAUCUGGCUUGUCACCGGCCAUGUAAACUGUUAUCAAAUAACUCCAUAGAGUAUAACACUGUAGAGAUAAGUAGUGAUAAGGGAGGGUGGCAAAAGACAAUACUGUACUCACUUCUGCAAAUCACUAGUUUCAUUCAUGCAUUCAAGUCACGUGUACACAUCAUUAAUAAAUUAUUAACUAUUAAAUGAUCUAUGCUUUGCAGUUUCGAUUAUUAAAUAUCUUACAUUUUC
Molecule: messenger RNA, 3616 nt
Organism: Macrosteles quadrilineatus (aster leafhopper)
Lineage: Eukaryota; Metazoa; Arthropoda; Insecta; Hemiptera; Cicadellidae
Gene: Teh2
Product: protein tipE
Exons: 3
Coding region: 1-744 (247 amino acids)
Biological process (GO): regulation of sodium ion transport
Molecular function (GO): sodium channel regulator activity
Source: RefSeq, a predicted model, not a curated record